Molecule: messenger RNA, 1693 nt
Organism: Mycotypha africana
Lineage: Eukaryota; Fungi; Mucoromycota; Mucoromycetes; Mucorales; Mycotyphaceae
Exons: 4
Coding region: 45-1454 (469 amino acids)
Source: RefSeq, a predicted model, not a curated record
AUACUUUUCUUUCACCAACUGCAAUCCAAUCUAAUACUUCGAGCAUGGCAGAUUCAGACGUAGAAGAAGUUUAUGAAGUCGACACGAUUCGUGAUCAUCGCAUGACUAAGGCCGGAAAGAGAUACGAGAUUUACUAUUUGAUUAAGUGGCUUGGAUAUGAUGAAGACGAUAAUACAUGGGAAAGAGAAUCCAACAUAUUUGCGAAAAAUUUAAUUGUUGAAUAUUGGGAUGCAAAACCUAUGGACGACCCAGAAAGGCAACUGUUUGAAAAAAUAAAUAGCAAGAGAAAGAAGCCUCUGGUCCUACCAUCCACCAAGACGGCAGCAGCAGCAAAGGAGGAAAAGGGUAAAAUUGAGAAGAAGAAGAGCAAAAUAAGAGAGAACAAAUUGACAGACAUGUUUGAAAAGGCAGAUAGCAACAGAUCAACCAUUGCCUCUUCUUCAAAGCAGCCAGUAGCCAGUAAAGAAAAGGAAGCGAAGCAAUCUAAGCUAGAGGAUAUCAUGAUACGAAAAGAAGAUGAAACUGCCCUGAAAGAAAACGGUGAGGAACAUCCAUCUCCUGUAUCUGAAGACAAAGGAAAAGGAAAAGAAAAGGAAGGAAUAACCCCGAUGUUUAACCAUAAUGAAUCCACAACUAGCACACCACGAAGAGCGCCUGAAGUAAUCGCAGCGGUUAGUGACGAUGAUGAUGACGACGACGAUGAUGACGAUCUUGAAGAGAAAAAGGACACUACAGUAAUGCCUUCAGCUUCUACCUCCACCUUAACCGCAUCAACAUCUACACCUCAUGAAUUUGGAAAUAGUGAAGACGAUGACGAUUACGAUGAAGCAGAAGAAGAGGAAGAGGUCAUGGAAAUUGAACUGACAGACGAUGAAGACGAUAAUAUAGAAAAAGCAGCAACCGCGAAAAUUGCAAGCAAGAAGGAAAGAGAAGCUUCUCCUGCAUCAGUCACGACUACAUCUUCCACUGCUUCUGGGCCUGCUGUGGCCAUAACUGUCUCUUCUGUGCCUGCGAAAAAAAGAGUCAAAGAGGAUGGUAUCCUUCCUUCAAAACGCAAAAAGUCUGUAGGUGAUUAUUUCCUACAACAACAUGAGAAGAAAAUGAAAAAGCUAUCGGUGGAUGAUGAGGACAGUACCGAUAUUGACGUGAAAGAUGCGACCAAAGCAAUUGGAUUAGCAGAAAAACAAGCAGAGCAGAUAGUGGACAAUAAAGAAAACCAAGAGAAAACACGAGAAGCAGCGAUUAUUAUGGAUCGCUCUUUUGAACAAGAUGAAAGUAGAAAUUGGAACACAAUGAUAGAAAAGGUAGCUUAUAUUGGACGCGAUACGGAAGCAUCCAAUUUUUUUGUUACUGUUCACUGGAAAGAUGGCAAAAAUUCCCUUCAUCCCUUGGACGCUGUCAAAGAAAAGAUUCCUGGACUUAUCAUUGACUAUUUCAUAAGAAUCGCAGAAUAAGGAUAUUUGAACUUAAAUCGUUUUCCAGUUGUAAGGUUUUUCCAUGUCAUUUCUCUCCACUCUUAUACCAUUAAUGGAGUAUAGCCUUACAACUACGAUUUCCAUUUCUCGUGCAUGUGAUAGAAUUUAUAUACCUUAAUGUUAAUAAAUGAGAUACUUGUGGAAGUUCUCUUUGAUCAAGUAUUUUAUACCAAAUAUAAGUACGCGAUCUACAAGACACGAACUGUUGAAGUACAUAC